CUAUACGCCUUUAACCACCUUUCGGUGAAAACUGUACUGGUCAUCAUGCCCAACGCUCGCGUACUCCGAGAUAUCAAGGCCCGUAACAUCGUAAAGGCUAAUGAAAUCCUCCGCAGGGCCUACCUGUAUGUCGCGCGGAAUGAGACCUUGUCCCCGCAAGUGCGACACCAAGCUCAGCUGCAGCUGAACACAUUCGGGAAGUACACACAUCCGACGACGGUGAAGAACCGUUGCACAGAAUCUGGACGUGGUCGGGGGAUUAUCAGCGAGUUUGCACUUUGUCGAUACCAGUUCCGACUGAAGGCGCUCAAGCUGGAACUCCCCGGCGUGCGCAAAGCUUCUUGGUAGAUGGGGGUUACGCGUGCGUAAGAUUUUGUGGUCUGGUGAGUUUACGCGUGUUUGAUCAGCAAGAUAUGGAGUGGAGUGCUCAUAGUGUUCGAUGCAGUGUAUACUUAGUCUCCCCUAACCAGACCAUUGUAGAUGAAGGGAAGCAGUCGCUCCUGCGUGACUUCUUUUGCACACAUCCUUUUGUCUAGACGUAGCUCGCAGUAUAAAUAUAUUACCGCACG
Molecule: messenger RNA, 569 nt
Organism: Suillus plorans
Lineage: Eukaryota; Fungi; Basidiomycota; Agaricomycetes; Boletales; Suillaceae
Exons: 2
Coding region: 46-348 (100 amino acids)
Biological process (GO): translation
Cellular component (GO): mitochondrial small ribosomal subunit; ribosome
Molecular function (GO): structural constituent of ribosome
Source: RefSeq, a predicted model, not a curated record